AUCAACACUAAUUGAUCAUCUUAGCUAAAACGAGGUUCUUCUUUCCUUGGCUUUGGCCGCUAGUUCCAUUCCUCUGUGAUGGAUCUUUCUCUGCACAGCCCUGGCCGCCAUUCCAGCGCCUGCGCCCCUCGAUCUCCACCAGAAGCAGCAAGCUAGGACGAGGAAGAAUCCGGCGCUGGCGCUCGCGAAUCAUGCCUCGAAAGCAAGGAUCGCGGCGAGCAGCGCAAUGCGGUGAGUGAUCUCCGCCUUCUCAAUGAGCCUCUGCCAUAUGGUAGCGGCCUAGGGACGAAAUGGGGGCCUUCUCCUGCGAUUCCAGCCCCGGCAAGAAGAUCAGCGGCGCCGGCCACAGCGAUCAGAUUGCUCCCGAGAAGGAAGGCGUGUCGAUCUUCUUUGGGAGGAGCUCCAUCGAGACUGUCAAGAACUUAGCGGUAAAGCGAUGGAAUUCUAUACCCAAAGAGUUCCAGGAAGAUGUGAGCAGGGCUGCAAGCCCCGGAUCGGUCGCCAGGAAGGCUGCAUUCUUCGAUCACUAUAUACGAACAGUGUCACUGGAGAAAAAGGCCGUCUCUGGUGACCAAGAACCAAUCCCGCAACUAGAAGAACACGAAGAACACGCAGAACAAGAGGAAGGAGAAGAACAAGAAGAAGAAAAAGAAGAAAAAAAGGAAGAAGAAGAAGAAAAGGAAGGAGCUGUGGAGUACACAAAUGAUCCAGAGGAGAGAAUGGAUCAAGUGGAAGGCCAUGAAGAACAAGAGCCGUUAGCGUCAGCAUUGGCAACACAGGUGGACGUACAGUGUCCGAUGGAGUCAGCUAUUUAUUCCGAGCAGCAAACAACAAUGAAUUCCAAGGAAGAAGUGGACGAAGAGUCGACAAACUCCACAGUGUUUUCUGCCAAGACCUUGCAGGCAGCAGAUUUAAGCCUGGCAAACAAAAAGACGAUUCUUAAAGGAGGAACUGGAGUGAAGAGCGAUGCCACUGCUCCCGCAAGCGUUUUAGCAGCAGCAUCACAGAGCAGAAAAACAAAAUCAGCACGCGCUAGUGCCACGGAGCAGCAGGUUAUCAACAAGUGGAAUUCAAAACAGGGACUUGUUCCGGGAGUUCGCGCACCGCAGGUGACAAGCAAAACAACGACGGAACAAUUGACAGGGAAAAAGUCUGUCGCGUCCAGCCGAGUCGCCAGCACAAAGAAUGAAAGUGCGGUGCCGCCGUCAUCGAAGGACAAGGAGAAAAGCACCAGACCGAAUGGCAGUGCUACUGGUACCGCGAACGGAUUCGCCUUCAAGAGCAACGAGCGUGCCCAGAAGAGAAAAGAGUUUAACCGGAGAAUGGAAGAGAAACAAAGUGCCAAGGCGGCUGAAAAGAGCAAGAUCCAAGCAAAGACACAGGAAGAGACGCAAGCAGAAAUCAAAGAGCUUCGGCGGGGCCUGAAUUUUAAAGCGACUCCGAUGCCUGGGUUUUACCAAGAGCCAUCCACCAAACCUGAUGUGAGAAAGGCUAAUCCGAGAGCUUCCAAGUCUCAACCUCACAACGAUCAUCCAAGCCACCAUCUCAACAAAUCGAAAGACACAGCCGCCGGAGCUCCUUCCAAACAGGGAGCAAAACAGAUAGGCGGGAGUUCUUCCUCUGCUAUCGCAGUAUCAUAACAAUCGCCCCCGAUGUUAGCGUCGAGAAACUACUAUAGCGACCGAGACAUGGUUUCUAUAAUCUCCUGGAAUAAUGAAACGAGCUACUACAUUGUUGGAGCAUCCACAUCCACCAUCUUUUCAAAAGAAAGAAUAGCAUUUUACA
Molecule: messenger RNA, 1785 nt
Organism: Selaginella moellendorffii
Lineage: Eukaryota; Viridiplantae; Streptophyta; Lycopodiopsida; Selaginellales; Selaginellaceae
Product: protein WVD2-like 4
Exons: 9
Coding region: 291-1640 (449 amino acids)
Source: RefSeq, a predicted model, not a curated record